This is a messenger RNA of Gracilinanus agilis (Agile Gracile Mouse Opossum), 952 nucleotides long. Its product is annotated as general transcription factor II-I repeat domain-containing protein 1-like. Gene Ontology annotation, molecular function: DNA-binding transcription factor activity. The transcript is spliced from 8 exons. Bases 1 to 795 code for a protein of 264 amino acids. Gene Ontology annotation, cellular component: nucleus. The record is from RefSeq and is a predicted model, not a curated record. NCBI's taxonomy places the organism in Eukaryota, Metazoa, Chordata, Mammalia, Didelphimorphia, Didelphidae.
AUGCACGACCCUGUGACCGGGCACCUACCCUCCGAGGAAUCCAGCUACAUCCUCGAGGCGAUGGAAGGGGAAGCCCUGGGCAUCAAGUACCCUGUCCAAGUCCCCUACAAACGGAUCAAGAGCAACCCCGGCUCUGUGAUUAUUGAGGGGCUGCCCCCCGGGAUCCCCUUCCGGAAACCCUGCACCUUCGGCUCCCAGAACUUGGAGAGGAUCCUCGCAGUGGCCGACAAGAUCAAAUUCACGGUUACCAGGCCUUUCCAAGGACUCAUCCCCAAGCCAGAUGAAGAUGAUGCCAACCGGCUUGGGGAGAAGGUGAUCCUCCGGGAGCAAGUGAAGGAGCUGUUCAAUGAAAAAUACGGUGAGGCCCUGGGCCUGAACCGUCCCGUGCUGGUCCCGUACAAGCUGAUCCGGGACAACCCAGAUGCCGUGGAGGUCACAGGCCUGCCCGAUGACAUCCCUUUUCGGAACCCCAACACCUACGACAUCCACCGGCUGGAGAAGAUCCUGAAGGCUCGGGACCACGUCCGGAUGGUCAUCCUCAGCCAGCUGCAACCUUUUGCUGAAAUAUGUGGAGAGGCCAAGCAGCCGGUGAAGGACAGCAGCGUCCCCAAACGCAAGCGGAAGCGAGUCUCCGAAGGGAAUUCUGUCUCUUCCUCCUCCUCCUCCUCUUCCUCUUCAUCGUCCAAUCUGGAGUCCACGGCCUCGACCAAUCAGAUUUCGCUUGUGCAGUGGCCAAUGUACAUGCUGGACUAUGGUGGUCUGAACGUGCACAUUCCAGGACCCAUUAACUACUAGACCUCAACGCUGACUCAGAACCUCAGACAGAAAGAAUAAAUACGUGUAAUUUAUGUAAAAAGUGUAUAUCCGGAUAUGUAUCGAUGCCUUUUAGUUUUUCCAAUGAUUUUUACACUAUAUUCCUGCCUUUUUAAAUAAAAAGAAAGUGUUGCCUUGC